This is a messenger RNA of Polypterus senegalus (gray bichir), 7265 nucleotides long. RefSeq names its product BTB (POZ) domain containing 11b (gene abtb3b). NCBI's taxonomy places the organism in Eukaryota, Metazoa, Chordata, Cladistia, Polypteriformes, Polypteridae. Gene Ontology annotation, cellular component: nucleosome. The record is from RefSeq and is a predicted model, not a curated record. Bases 470 to 3514 code for a protein of 1014 amino acids. Gene Ontology annotation, molecular function: protein heterodimerization activity; DNA binding; structural constituent of chromatin. The transcript has 17 exons.
CUCCCGACCACCCCGCCCCACAGAAUCUGAUCAAUAUUUGAGUACUUCGCUUUUACUGUUGUUUAAAAUUCAGAAUUGUCACUCAUUUGCUGUCAAGAAGGCAGACCGUUCAUCUUAUUGGCCGCGCGGGGAGGCUGUUUUGCAUAGCUCCGCCUUUCACUCCCUAAGUCGCUUUGCAGACUGUGUUGCAAUGCUAUGCUUUGCGUUGUCUCGCCGCGAGCACGGACUUGGGUUUGUAAACAUCUGGCGUGUUUAUCUUUACUUUUUAAUGUGAUCUUUGGUAUUAUAUUUUGCUUUUCGCUCCUCGAGUACGACUUCAUCAUGGACUAGGACUUUAUAACAUUUGUUGCGGUGCUUGUUUUUUUCAAUUCUGUUUUAUUUUCAGAAGACAACAUCGGGUUCGCUGGGAAAGGUUUGGUGGUGUUUGCUGCACUUCUGAGACUUCCUAUCUACAGCAUGAGGUGCAGCUAUGGCAAGAAGGGGUAAGACAGUCGUGAGGACCCUGGAGGACUUGACCCUUGAUUCUGGUUAUGGUGGAGCAGCGGACUCAGUCAGGUCGUCCAGCUUGUCCUUGUGUUGCUCAGACUCUCACCUGCCUUACGCUCAUGGAGGAAACUGUUGGCAUCUAACUGACUCCAUGCACAGCCGACACAACAGCUUAGACACUGUGAACACCGUCCUGGCUGAAGAUACCGAGAUCCUGGAGUGCUCUGGACAGUGCGCCAAGCUACCUGAGCUGGAUGAUGUGCCUUGGAGCCUGGAGGAGGUAGAAUGCACCCUCAAAAAGGCAAACGAAGCAGCCCCGAGCCACUUCUCCAAGGAGGGCUUGGCGAAGCUCUCCACCCUGGUUAGCAGGGCGCUUGUGAGGAUCUCCCGAGAAGCGCAGAGGCUGAGCCUGCGGUACGCCAAGUGCACCAAGUAUGAAAUUCAAAGCGCCAUCAAGGUGGUGCUCUCUUGGACCCUCUCUGUCAACUGCAUCACGGCGGCUCUCAGUGCCCUGUCCCUGUACAACAUGAGCACCGUGGAUAAGUUCAGCAAGGGCAAGUCUGCCCGUUGCGGACUCCUCUUUUCGGUUGGAAAGUUCUUCAGGUGGAUGGUGGACAGCAGAGUCUCGGUGCGCAUCCACGAACACGCGGCGAUCUAUCUGACCGCUUGCAUGGAGAGCCUUUUCCGAGAAGUCUACACACGAAUCACGCACGGUGCUCAAGCCCAGAAGGAGAACGGGACCCCAAAGUUUACCCCUGAAAGCCUGGAGCAAGCAAUCAACAACGACUCCGAACUCUGGGGACUCUUGCAGCCCUAUCAGCAUCUCAUCUGCGGGAAAAACGCCAGCGGAGUGCUUAGUCUUCCUGACAGCCUGAACUUACACAGAGAUCAGCAGCGAGCCAACAAGCCUGGUGACAUGCAGAUGUACAGCCAGUCUGAACUCAGGACAAUUGAGCAGUCCUUGCUUGCAACCCGGGUGGGCAGUAUUGCUGAGCUCAGUGAUUUAGUGUCCCGGGCAAUGCAUCAUCUCCAGCCUCUGCAUCUGAAAAACCAUGGGAAUGGUACUCCAAUGCACCACAAGCAGGGACCAGUCUACUGGGAGCCUGAAGCCUUGUACACCCUCUGCUACUUCAUGCACUGUCCACAGAUGGAGUGGGAGAAUCCAAAUGUGGAGCCUUCAAAAGUUACCCUGCAGACAGAAAGGCCAUUCCUCGUACUGCCUCCUUUGAUGGAAUGGAUCAGGGUCGCCAUUGCUCAUGCUGAACACAGAAGGAGUUUCUCAGUGGACAGUGAUGAUGUACGGCAAGCAGCAAGGCUCUUACUCCCUGGAGUGGACUGUGAACCUCGUCAGCUCAAGACAGAUGACUGCUUCUGUGCCUCCCGGAAGUUGGAUGCAGCCACCACAGAAGCCAAGUUUCUUCAAGAUUUGGGAUUCAGGAUGCUGAACUGUGGCAGAACAGAUCUUGUAAAACAGGCAAUAUCUCUUUUGGGUCCUGAUGGUAUCAACAGCAUGAGUGAACAGGGCAUGACUCCACUAAUGUAUGCAUGUGUUCGUGGUGAUGAGGCAAUGGUACAGAUGCUGCUUGAUGCAGGAGCAAAUAUAAACAGUGAGGUUCCUAAUACGGUGCACAAAUAUCCUUCAGUUUACCCAGAGACCCGACACUGGACACCGCUAACAUUUGCUGUGUUGCAUGGCCACAUCCCAGUUGUGCAGUUACUGCUGGAUGCAGGUGCAAAUGUGGAGGGAUCUUUGCAAGAUGGAGAAGAAAAUUAUGCUGAAACUCCUUUACAGUUAGCUUCUGCAGCAGGUAACUUUGAGCUUGUCAAUUUGCUGUUGGAGAGAGGAGCAGACCCAAUGAUAGGGACAAUGUACAGAAAUGGGAUCUGCGCUAUGCCUCAUGGGGAUAUGAACUCAUACAGCCAAGCUGCGGCACAUGGACACAGGAAUGUUUUCCGGAAGCUGCUUGCUCAACCUGAGAAGGGCAAAAAUGAUGUGUUGUCAUUGGAGGAGAUCCUGGCUGAAGGCACUGAACUGGGAGAAAAGAAGCCACCCGGUCUUGACCCCACCCGUAACAGCAAGGCCAAACUGAAAGCUCUGAGGGAAGCCAUGUACCACAGUGCUGAGCACAGCUAUCUGGAUGUGACCAUUGACAUUCGAAGUCUAGGAGUGCCAUGGACUCUUCAUACCUGGCUUGAGUCUCUGCGUACCUCCUUUCACCAGCACAGAAGACCUCUCAUCCAGUGCCUCCUGAAGGAAUUUGGCUCAAUUGAGGAAGACGAAUAUACGGAGGAGCUCAUUACCCAUGGCUUGCCACUAAUGUUUGAAAUCUUGAGAGCCAGCAAGAAUGAAGUGAUAAGCCAGCAGUUGGCAGCUAUUUUCACACAGUGUUAUGGACCAUACCCGAUUCCAAAGUUGACAGAGAUUAAAAAGAAGCCGGCUUCACGCUUAGAUCCUCAUUUUCUGAACAAUAAAGAAAUGUCUGAUGUUACAUUCCUUGUUGAAGGAAAGCCAUUCUAUGCGCACAAAGUCCUCCUCUUCACUGCCUCUCCCAGAUUUAAAACUUUGCUCUCCAACAGACCAGGAACUGAGAAUACCUGCAUUGAAAUCAGCCAUGUUAAAUACAAUAUAUUUCAGCUGGUAAUGCAGUACCUCUACUGUGGAGGAACAGAGUCUCUUCAUAUCAGGAAUACCGAGAUCUUAGAGCUUUUGUCAGCAGCAAAGUUCUUCCAACUAGAAGCUCUCCAGCGUCACUGUGAAAUCAUCUGUGCAAAAAACAUCAAUACAGACACUUGUGUUGACAUCUACAACCAUGCUAAGUUUCUUGGAGCACCAGAGCUUUCUGCCUAUAUCGAGGGAUACUUCUUAAAGAAUAUGGUGGUUCUCAUUGAAAAUGAAGCCUUCAAGCAACUACUGUAUGACAAGGCUGCAGAGAACCCAGGGUUAGAUGUGCUGCAUGAUCUUGAGAAGACCCUUGGAACCAGGAUCCAUUCAAUUCAUCUCUCUUCUUCCAAAGGCUCUAUUGUGUGAUGCAGCUAAAGGAGAUUUUUGGUUUUGGUUUGCUUUAAUUUAUUCUCCAUGCAGCAAUUUAAAUUGUUACCUCUCUCCUGACUUCUCCCCACAUUUACUGCUGGAGUAUUAUCUAACCUGUGUUUCAUUUCCGACCAAAUGGGAUAUAACACUCAUAAGGUAUACACCUUCACGCAUGCAAUGUGAAACUUUUACUUUUUAAAUAUCAUCUUGAUCAGCUUUUUUUUUAUUUUUUUUUUAUACAUUCUAAGGACAGCCAUGCAUUUCAUUCUUAGAAAUGGUGCCAGAAUGUUUGGAACGUGGCCAAAUGAUGCUUAUUCACGUUAUUGAUUAUUGUUACCUUGAGAUUGUGCUUUCAGUAAGGAGGGAAGUGUACAUACUUGACUAAUCUAAAGACAUAAAAUAUACCAUUUAUUAUUGGGUAUUAGUAUUCUUUAUACUUUGUAUAACUGCACUGGGAGAAAAUAUUACAGUGACAUUUUUUAUUUAAUAUGCACGCCUUUAAAGAUUGGACCAUAAAAAUGUCUGCAUUGUCUACUUAUUAUGAUCCAUUUGGUGGUACCACAUAAAGAGAAAUAAACCCUCAUUGAUUUUCUUUUUUUGUCCUGCAAAUUUGAAUUUGCUUCAAAAAUUUCAGGGCGCUGAAAUUGAAGAAAAGUCUGAAGCGAUGUGCAGCGGAAUGUAAUCUCAUGCUUGCGUCACUGAAGACAAACAGCAGCUACCAUUGUAUAGUAACAAGAGUAUCUCCUUAGUUUAAAGAAUGCUUUAUUUAGAAAUGUAUAUUUUGAAUAUGUAUAUUUUAGACUUUAAAAGAAUAUGGCUUUAAGAUAUCUACUAUGUAGCACAGAACCCUAACUGCACACUGGUUCACAGCCAGUCUUCUGCACGUUUGGCGUCAGUAGCUUUUUCAUAACAAAGAUGCUUUCUAGACAAGCAAUACCAAAUGUUUUAAUUUUGUAAAGUUUAGUUUAAUCAUAUUGUGAGAGUACAGUAGGAAAGGCUCUAUAUAGACAUUAGUUGUAAAGAUACAUAUAUUUUGGCUUACUUAUGCUAGCAUUUGUGUUUUGGACAAUACAGUGCAUGUAAAGGGUCACUCCAAGAGGCCAUGCUGCUGUUACACCUAACUUAAUGUGACACUCAAUUUGGGAUAAGCUCGACUGUAGCCUUUUGUAGCAGUCAUGUUGGUGCUUUGUACGUGUACUAUAAGACUUAAAUGUGUAUCCGUGUCCAGUUUAAGCAGACCUGUCGUGAUUUGUUUAUCUUCUGCAGUUCUUGAUGACCUUCAGGCGCCAUAUCUCCCAACCACAAAGUUAGUUCAUUUACUUGAUUACUUUUGAGCUGCAAUGUUGUCCACUAUUACAGGAAGCCCUUUGUUGGAGGGUUCACUGUGAAAAGAGUCACUGGAAAUGAAUCUUGAUCAACUGACCAAGAUGAUCACAUACUUGUGCUCCUUUCUGAAGCAGUAUCAAUAAAUCCAUGAUUUGGGAACCGUGUCAUCACUCCUGUCUCCUCACCAACAGUGGAGUCCUUCCUUCAACUUGCACAAUGUAGCCAUAGCAUUGAGAAUGAUCGUAAAGUCUUUUUAUCUCAAGUCCAGACUUACUUCAGUGUCUUUCUUUGUGAAUUGACCGCGUUCUGUCUCAGCUCGAUUCUUUUUCCUUACCGUGAUGUUGAACAAAACAAAUACUUUUCUGUUAACCUCAACCUGUUGGAUCUCUUCUAGAAAUGUUGCUAGCAUCAGCAAACAGUAGAAAUUAUUUUAUUGAUUCUACUAACGCAUAAAAUGUUCUGGAUAGCAUUCUGGUUGGGGAGCUGGAUCAGUGUCUAUAUGAUCUUACACUUGUUCUCUGUAUGUUUUUGAGGAUUCUUUUCCCAGAGGUUCUCGCUUUUAUCCCACUUCUCAAUAAUUAUUUAGCAACUCUAAAAUGAGAUUGUAAAACACUGGCACUCUGGUCUGGUUUUGGUUUCUGCUUUGUGUCUAGUGCUACUGGGAUAAGCUCCUAAAAAUACUGGAUUAAAAGGGUUCAAAAAAUGGGUGGAUGGACUUGGACUUCCUUUGGUUUCUGUUCCUGGCACUUCUACAAAAAUUGUUCAUGAUUAUCCACCUGGAAAUCACUGUGGUAUCACUAAAAAAGUUUUUUGGUUUUUUUUUAAUAACUGAGUUGUUUUUUCUUUCAUCAUCUACACUGUUUUGUUAUCUGGCAUCUUGCUAGUGUCCGGACUCUCCUCUAGGGCCAAUACCUGCUAAGAGAUGUAACCUGAACAAAGCUCAUGAUGGAUGGUGUGUGUCCACUCGUUUCUUUUAUUUUCACGCAGCAUGACCAAUGCUAUUGGUCCAAUUCUUUUUCUGCGCCACUCUCUGUGAGUGUAGGACAUGUUAUCUAGACACCAACCAUGAUGCUACAGCACGUUUCAGCUCAUCCCGUAUCUCACAGGUUGCAUGUGCCCUGCUCGACUACCGUGUAGUUAGUACUUUGGCACAAUGAGCAUCGGUGACCCACACAAAGGUCCUACUCAUCCUGAGGUCUCAUGGAGCAUUUGCCAAAGACUUCAUUUAGGUUGCCAUUUUUCCUGAAAGUUCCACCUAGAUUCUUCUAAGCCCAUAGUUUCCCAUGGUUCAUUGUUUUAUUGUACUUUCGUUUGUAAAAUUCACCAAAAAAGCAUUCAUAUCCAUUAGUAAAUGGUCAGUUCAGGCAAUUUUCAAAACACUUCUGGGUAAUUGUUGUGUUUUCUCUCCCACUUUUGUUCAUAAAACUCACCAAAACAGCAUUCAUAUCCAUGCAGUGGAUUCUUCAGUUGAGACAAUUCUUGUGUUUUCUUUCCCACUUUAACUGGCUUGCCCAGUCAAAGAACAGGGUUUGUGCAUUCUGUGUAAAUAAAAAACUCAAAUUCAGUGGUGCUUUGGGUGCUAUGUGCAUGAACUGUCGGAAGAUUAUGAACAGUAGAAUAAACACUGUCUGUAAUAUUUCAAGCAACUGAUUUCCCUCACUGCGCUUAAACAUGGUACAUGUCAUUCUAAACUAUUCUGUUUUGUAACAAACUUUUAAGGAUCUUUACAAACUAAUUGUAUCUGCAAAAUUGCCCUACAUGCUGUGAAAUAUGAAAUAAUAUAUUUAGUUUGUAUCUGUAAUAGCCAUGCAACAGAAAACAAUAAAAAGAAACACAUUUCAGAACAAAACAAAAUCGGCCCUACUAUUAAUUGCAGCCUUGUAAUCUUUUACUGCUGGUCAUUUUAGGACGUAAAUAAUGAUUGGCCUACAGUAGGGGAUUCAGAUAUCUAGGAGGACACAAGGGGCAUGAGAACAUUUCUUCAGUAAUUGUAUUUAUAAGAUAACUGCAAUGAAGGAAAUUCUGUUUUGGCUAUAUAGCACCAUCCUAUAACACUCAAAUAGAACAGAACUAUAACACGGGGGCAUGAUGGGGCACCCUGCCCAACUCUCGCACUGCCUGGCUAGAGUUUGCAUGUUCCAGAGACCUGUGUGAACAAGUGUACCCUGCAAAGGACUACUGUGUCAUCCAUGGUUGGUUUUUACCUGUAACCCUGCACUGACAUAAACAGAUAAACACUGACAAGGACUACCCGACGUAUGCUUAGAAAGGUCCGGCCUCGAGUGUAAUGUUACAUUAAAGAAAUGAAAACCUCGACAGCACGGAGCGAAGGAAGGGGCGCCUGGCGGUAACAAACUGACCAAAGAGGAGAUUGCAAGGCUGGAAUUUAAACUUAAUACACAUGGUGGAAAAAAAAAAAAAA